AUGGCUAUCUUUGAGCUCAGCCAUAUCACAAAUGUGUUUGGCAUCUCUGGACUCCUCCAAGUGGUCUCUUUGCUUAGCCUACUGCUGCUGCUGUUCACAGCAGCCCAAUACUACCUGCACAGACAAUGGCUCAUCAAGUCCUUCCAGCAGUUCCCAUCACCUCCCUCCCACUGGCUUUUUGGAAACACCUUAAAGGUAAGAAGAUACAACCUGUUAUAUGAUGACCAUGACCAGGACCUCCAGCAGAUACUUUUAUGGGUAGAGAAAUUCCCAAACACCUGUGUAAAGUGGUUCUGGGGGAACCAUGCACAUCUCGUGAUCUAUGACCCUGACUACAUGAAGGUGAUACUGGGGCGAUCAGAUCCAAAAGUUACACGCUCCUACAGUUUCUAUGCUCCCUGGAUUGGCUAUGGUUUGCUCCUGUUGAAUGGGAAGAAGUGGCUCCAGCACCGGCAAAUGUUAACUCCAGCCUUCCACUAUGACAUCCUUAAGCAUUAUGUAGGAAUCAUGGUGGACUCUGUCCAUGUGAUGCUAGACAAAUGGGAGCAGCUUGAGGGACAAGACUUCCCUCUGGAGAUCCAUCAAGACAUCUCCUUGAUGACCAUGGAGACAAUCAUGAAGUGUGCUUUCAGUUACCAGGGUAGUGCCCAGUUGGAGGAAAAUUCCAGAUCCUACAUUAAGGCUGUUGAAGACCUGACUCACCUGAUUUACUUGAGAAUGAGAAAUGGCUUUCACCAAAGUAAUACCAUCUACAGUCUGUCCUCCAACGGCCGCUCAUUCCACAGUGCCUGUCAGAUUGCUCAUAAACACACAGAAAAGGUGAUCUGUAUGAGGAAGGCUCAGCUGCAGAAUGAGGAAGAGCUAGAGAAGAUCAGGAAGAAGAGACGCUUGGAUUUCUUGGAUAUCCUCUUAUUUGCCCAAACAGAGGAUGGGAAGAGCUUGUCUGAUGAGGACCUGCGUGCUGAGGUGGACACAUUCAUGUUUGAGGGUCAUGACACCACAGCCAGUGGAAUCUCCUGGAUUUUCUAUGCUCUGGCCACCCACCCUGAGCACCAACAGAGAUGCAGAGAGGAGGUCCAGAGAAUACUGGGUGAUGGAACCUCUGUCACAUGGGACCACCUGGACCAGAUGCCCUAUACCACCAUGUGCAUCAAGGAGGCCCUGAGGCUCUACCCACCAGUACCAGCUGUAGGCAAAGAGCUCAGCACACCAGUCACCUUCCCAGAUGGACGCUCCUUACCCAAAGGAUCCUUAGUAACUCUCUCCUUUUAUGGCCUUCACCAUAACCCAAGAUUGUGGCCAAACCCAGAGGUGUUUGACCCUUCUAGAUUUGCACCUGAUGCCCCCCGGCACACCCAUGCCUUCCUACCCUUCUCAGCAGGAGCAAGAAACUGUAUCGGGAAACAGUUCGCCAUGAAUGAGCUGAAGGUGGCUGUGGCCCUGACCCUGCUCCGAUUUGAGCUGCUGCCCGAUCCCACCAGGGUCCCAGUCCUCGUGUCAAGAACGGUGCUAAAGUCCAAGAAUGGCAUCUAUCUGCAUCUCAAGAAGCUAAAAUAA
Molecule: messenger RNA, 1557 nt
Organism: Arvicanthis niloticus (Nile rat)
Lineage: Eukaryota; Metazoa; Chordata; Mammalia; Rodentia; Muridae
Source: RefSeq, a predicted model, not a curated record